Molecule: messenger RNA, 621 nt
Organism: Striga hermonthica
Lineage: Eukaryota; Viridiplantae; Streptophyta; Magnoliopsida; Lamiales; Orobanchaceae
Source: the annotation of a GenBank genome assembly
AUGGCGACGAGGCGGCCGAUAAAUCCUUCCCGGCGUACAUCGGGAAUUGGAACAUCGACAUUUUCGUCUCCCUUUCAGUCGAGAUCCCGUUCAUCUCCUUACUUAUCGAUUGCCCUCAUCAUUCUGGGGGCAUUGUUCGUUUUAGGGUUUCUGUAUCGAGGCCAAGGUCCUUUUGGUAAUGGUAAAGCUGCCAAUCGUAUUGAAGGUGACUUUUCAUGCACCCUAGAGGUCGAACGAGCCAUCCCGAUCUUGCAAAAGGCAUAUGGAGACAGCAUGCACAAGGUUUUGCAUGUUGGCCCAGACACUUGUUCUGUGGUCUCUAGAUUGUUGAGGGAAGAGGAUAGCGAGGCUUUUGGCGUGGAGCCGUAUGACAUCGAGGAUGCGGAUCGUACUUGCAGGAGAUUGGUCCACAGGGGGCUCGUUCGUGUGGCAGACAUUAAGUUCCAUCUGCCUUACCGAGCAAAAUCUUUCUCUCUCGUGAUCGUCUCGGAUGCUUUGGAUUACUUGUCCCCCAAGUAUCUGAACCGGACGCUUCCGGAACUAGCAAGAGUGUCGUCUGAUGGCCUCGUCGUUUUCACUGGCCAGGUUAUGGUGAUAGAAUACCAUUUCUGGUUUAGGUGA